GUUUUAUAGAGUAGUAGUGAGGGAGAGACAUGGCAAUGAGAUGUGGAAAAGUGCUUCUUGCCACAAUCUUGUGCUUGUUUCUGGGUGCGUCUAGCGCACAAGGCGAACUCGUAGAAGCGAUUUGCAAUACGUUGGCCCAAGUCAUUGUCAAAGACGAAGUUACGAAAGCCUUCAACGCCAAUUCGACCGUCGCCCCUGCGCUUCUUAGGUUGCAUUUCCACGAUUGCUUUGUCAGGGGCUGUGAUGGAUCGGUGCUCCUCGAUUCGACACCGGAUAAUACGGCAGAGAAAGAUGCGCCUCCCAACAAAACCCUUCGAGGGUUCGAGAUCAUAGAUGCCAUUAAACAACGGUUGGAGAAUUCAACCAUUUGCGCGGGGAAAGUUUCCUGCGCGGAUAUACUUACAUAUGCUUCGAGAGACAGUGUUGUACUGGCAGGAGGGCCAUUUUGGCCUGUCACUGCAGGGCGGAAGGACGGAAUUAUAUCCAGAGCAAAUGAGACGUCAGCCCUCCCUUCCCCCAGGCUAAACCUCACUGGGCUGCUUGCAAACUUCGCCGCCAACAAUUUGACAGAAGAUGACCUAAUCGCCCUCUCGGGAGCGCACACGAUCGGGCACGCGCAUUGCGGCUCAUUCAGCAACAGGCUCUACAGCUUCAACGCCACGACGCCACAAGACCCGAGCCUCAACUCGACCUACGCCGGUCAGCUCAAGGAGUCGUGCCCGGUCGGCAACCUGAACUCCACAGUGCCGAUGGACCCCGUAACUCCCGACAAGUUCGACACCACCUACUACAGCGACGUGCUGCUCAACGAAGGGCUCUUCCAGUCCGACGCCGCGCUCCUCUCGACGCCGUCGACCGCAGACAAGGUACGGCUGUACGCGGGCAACACGACCGCCUUCAACGACGACUUCGUGAACUCGAUAAUCAAGAUGGGGGCGAUCGCACCGCCCGCCGGGAGCUACGGAGAAGUGCGCGUCAACUGCAGAGUGGUUAACCCCCUCUGAGGAGUGUAACUCAAAAGAGCUUUUGGAUUGACGUAAUUGUAAUUUGGCUGUAAGUCAAAUUUUGUGAGACUCGACGUAUUAGUUCGGUGAUCGACCACAAUAACUUUUUCGAUAUAAUGUUUUUUAAAAGUGAAAUUAUUUGUUUUCGGAGAAAUUGAGUCCAACAUUGUUGUUGAUGAAUCUUCUCUCAGUCUAAUGCUUGAUAUAUAUGCAGCUUGAAUCACAUUUACGUCAAUCCAACAAAUGUUCGUUUCUUAUUAGUGUUGGCCAUUUUAUUCUAUCUACUUUUUUAGGUUUUCUCGGCGUACAACAAGUUGAUCCGGUGGUGAUUAUUCCCUUGUGUUCCAUAUAUACUUAUGUUCGGAUUUAUUUUAUUUUAUUUA
This is a messenger RNA of Ananas comosus (pineapple), 1387 nucleotides long. RefSeq names its product peroxidase 5-like. Gene Ontology annotation, cellular component: plant-type cell wall; plasmodesma. The coding region runs from base 30 to 1004 and encodes 324 amino acids. Lineage: Eukaryota; Viridiplantae; Streptophyta; Magnoliopsida; Poales; Bromeliaceae. Gene Ontology annotation, biological process: response to oxidative stress; hydrogen peroxide catabolic process. Gene Ontology annotation, molecular function: heme binding; peroxidase activity. The record is from RefSeq and is a predicted model, not a curated record. The transcript is spliced from 4 exons.